UAUCACUGUCAUUCUUGUCAUUUGAAUUUGACGUUCGUAUGAUAACCGCGCUUUUUUAGUUGUCUUGUGUUUCUUUUCAAGUAUUCUAGUCAGAAAUUGAACUGUAUCGCAAAUAAACCAAAAUGCAGGCUUUCCUAAAAAGUGGUAAACUAUCCACAUCGGACAAACCGUCAUCUUCGGGAGUAAAAACAGCAGGCAAGAAGAAGCCGCCAGCACCAUGGGUUGAGAAAUACCGACCGAAGACGAUAGAUGAUAUUGUAGAUCAAGGAGAAGUAAUACAAGUGUUGCGGGAAUGUUUAUCUGGCGGAGAUCUUCCUCACUUGUUGUUCUACGGCCCGCCGGGUACCGGUAAGACGAGUGCCAUACUUGCGGCCGCUCGGCAGCUGUUUGGCGAUAUCUCUCGGGACCGUGUGUUGGAGCUGAAUGCUUCAGAUGAGCGCGGUAUCCAAGUUAUCAGGGACAAAGUGAAGACCUUUGCCCAACUCACAGUCAGCAGUAAAAGACCAGAUGGUCGACCAUGCCCACCAUACAAGCUGGUGAUUCUGGACGAAGCAGACUCCAUGACAACUGCAGCUCAGGCGGCACUAAGGCGGACAAUGGAGCGAGAGACACGGACCACUCGGUUCUGUCUAAUCUGUAACUAUGUCUCCAGGAUCAUCCCGCCAAUCACUAGCAGAUGUUCCAAAUUCCGCUUCAAGCCUUUGGCAAGAGAAAAUGUUAUUAAGAGGUUACGUGAGAUCUGUGAAGCUGAAGGCGUAGAUGUGGGCGACGGUGAAGUGUUACACCAGGCAGUAGACACAUGUGAAGGAGACUUGCGGCGAGCACUCACUGCCAUGCAGUGUUGUCAACGACUGCUAGGGAAGAUCACUGCUGAAGGACUUGUGGAGGUUACCGGUCUUGUUCCUGAGGACCUUGUCAAUCAGUACCUCGGUGUCAAAAACUACAGUGAACUCGAGAAGUUUGUUGAAAGUUUCCUGAUGGAGGCCUACUCCGCAUCACAACUCUUGGAGCAGCUAAGUGCAACAGUGGUGACUGCAGGUCAUCUCACCAACAAACAGAAGUGCGAGAUCAGUGAGAAGGUGGCUAUCUGCUCCCAUAGACUGCUGGAUGGUGGUGCCGAGUACAUGCAGCUCACAGAUCUUGGCUGUACCAUUAUAAUGGCGAAUAAUAACCCUUAAGGAAGUAGAUUUAAGGUCUGUUAUUUGAUAUAUUUAUGUAGUUAAGACCUUUGCAAGUUGAAGUGUGAGCAAUCAUCGUUAUACUGCCAAACAAGGAUGUUGAAAAUAAGGCGAACUGUCACUUAGAAAUGAUUGAAGCACCAAAAUGUCAGUGGUGUAUUUAUGUGUGCGUGUACUUGCAACACUGUAUUAUAUGAAGUGUAAUGACGGGCCAAGACACGCGAGAGAUGUCCUUCGUGACAAUGUGUGUGUAUUCUGCGUGUAAGUCUGUAGUAGCCAGGUCCCACAGACGAUGUUUCAAGAGACUGUCUCCGCCUUUUUUCAACGCCCUUGCUGCCAACUGCCGGUGUGAUAAUGAUUGAUGACGUGUUUACUUUUUAAAAACAUUCGUUUAUUAUUAUUCUGUGGUCUGUUUUGUCAUUGCACUCAAAUGACAAAAUAUUAAGACAUCUGAAUUGAAAGGAGGAAGUAAAAAAUGAAAGAAAGAAUAAAUGAAAAUAACUUAUAAUUAUGUAAUCAUCACACUAUUUACCUUUUGCUGGAAGAAGAAAAUAAAAAAUAAUAAUUACUGAAUACCAACCAGUUUUAUCAAUUCCGUAGAUGUAAGUUUUCUAUUUAAGUGUUACCAGCUACAAAUAUGUGGAACUGUGCGUGUUGCCAGAUUAAAAAGAAAACAUUGCUGGUUCUAGCAUCUCCCUUCAACUUAAUAGAUUUCCAACUCUGUACGUAGACAUUCUGCUACUAGGUCUAAGAAUACAGUAAUAGUACAUUGUAUAUAAAUUGGCACCACACUGUAGGCUACCGGUUUUUCAUUGACCACAUAGUAAUAUAACUUGCCGUGUAAUCUUUUUGUUCAAUCAUUGAUACCAGGUAAUCCUCUAUUGUACAAACUCGAGCUAUCAGAGAGCUUAGUACUAAUUUGUUUUACAUUUAAAGUACUCGAAACGAAACGCCGUUCGGCGCUCUGAUUGGCUGGCUCAUAUGAAUUUUACCUGGGUCAGGGUCACCUGGUAAGUAAUCGGUGUCGACCAUGGACACCCGGAACACCAGAGGCGUUACAAGUGCGUUACCGGCCUUUUGGGGAUUAGGAAUUUGAGGAU
Messenger RNA from Spodoptera litura, 2278 nucleotides. Its product is annotated as replication factor C subunit 4. Gene Ontology annotation, cellular component: nucleus; DNA replication factor C complex. Lineage: Eukaryota; Metazoa; Arthropoda; Insecta; Lepidoptera; Noctuidae. The record is from RefSeq and is a predicted model, not a curated record. Gene Ontology annotation, biological process: DNA repair; DNA-templated DNA replication. Gene Ontology annotation, molecular function: ATP binding; DNA clamp loader activity; ATP hydrolysis activity.